AGCUGUUGUCACCGUACAAUAUCUUAUAUCCGUAUCAUAAUAUUCGAAAAACAUAUCCGAAAAUUUAUAUGAAAUAUUAAAUCAUAAUAUCAGAAAUACCAAAAAAUAUAAACAAUAAUUCAAUAAAAUUCGUUUUGAAAAUUGAUACAUAAAUUUAAAAUUUUCUCUAACUAUUUGUAUAAUUUCAAUAAAUAACUAUUUCAAUAAUAAAUUCAAACUGUAACUCAGUAAAUUUUUAUUGCCGUAAUAAAACAAAAAUAUGGACAUUAAAAAUUUCAGUGAGCCAUCGAUUACUUUGUUAAGAAUACGUUAAGAAAACAUCUUACUCCAAGUGAGUAAAUUUUCAUAAAUUAUUUAUACGGGCAUUUUAAGGUGAGGGUGAGGUAUGGAUACAUUUUACACCCGCGCUAUUCAUGCUUUCCAUGAACACCGAGGAGUUGUAAAUGGAAUGUCAUCGGGAAUCGCUGCAACUUGGGAUAAAGAUGGUGUGCUCAGUCUCAUUGUUGUCCUUGGAGGAAGUCUUUCCCUUGUUGCACUUGUUUUCGCUUUCAUAACUUACAGCCUGUUUUCCGACUUACGAAGUUUGGCGGGAACAACGCUGAUGAAUUUACUGGCUUCUCUGUUUAUGGUGCAACUUCUUUUCAUUAUCGGUGUUGGCGGAGUUCAGGAUUCAGAACUGUGCAUCGGUCUUGGAUUAAGCCUUCAAUACUUAAGAAUAUCAGUAGUUUGUUGGAUAGUUGCUAUGUGCCAUCAUCUUCAUGCGACCAUAGCUUCAGUUCGUGGAUGCGAUGACCAACCAACGUAUCUUAAGUACAGUAUUUUUGCUUGGGGAACACCACUGCUUACUCUCGGAGCGUCUAUACUCGUCCAAACUUAUGAGACCAACGAUUUCUGGAACGUCACGGAUCUUACACCCUUCAACUGUUGGUUUUUAGGUACUAAGGCUACAAUCUACACCUACAGUCUACCAAUCAUUCUUCUAAUCCUUAUCUCUGGAUACUAUCUUUUCAAUGCUGCUAUAAUAGCGAGAUAUACUUAUAGUAUGCAGUUGGAAAUAAAGCAACGAGAAAAGAUGAAAAAAAGGCAAACCCUUCAGCUAAUACUUUUCCUGAAGAUUUGCUUAACUGUUGGUUUCAUUGCUGGUUGUGGUGUAGCAGCAAGAGUAUGGAGAAUACCUCUGCUGUGGGCGAUUUUUUGUACCGGACACUCACUCCAGGGUCUCAUCGUAGCGCUAUCCGUAGCUUGCAACUGCAAAGUAUUAAAAGUCUACGCCAGAAAGCGAACGCAGUCUAAACAACAGAUUGCAAAGUCAUCGAGUAUGCAGCUAUUGGCUCCACAUCCUGACCCGGUGUAAAAAUAAUAAAUUCUAUCGAGAAUAAAAAAAUAUUUGAAAAAUUGACCAAAAUUCACAGCGCGAAUUACCCGUGCUAUUUAUCAUCUCGUUUCCAUUUAAAUUGUUUUAGAAGAUACUAAAUAAUAUUUUUACACAAAUUUAUUAUUAUUUAUUUUAUACUCACACUAUUUUUAGUAUAUAUUUUUAAACCUUUAUCAAAUUAUUUACUUCGAAAGCUAAAAUAUAUAUUAAGUAUUUGAAAAAAAAUGUUGAAUAUAACAAUAAAAAUUUAUCAUAAACUAGAUGUAAAUAAGGGCAACAAAAACUUAGUGUAGGUUUCUAUAACAAUAAUGAUAGAAAAUAAAGAUAAUUUUUGUUGAAAGGUCACCGACACGCCUUAUUAAUCUCAAUAAAAUAAUGUCGGCGAUGAAAAUAACUCUCUAAAAAUGAAUUAGUGAAAUUCACUGCGAAUUUGUGCGGCUGCCUAAUUUCAAAACAUAGUAAGGGAUAAAUUUCCAAAAUUGAUUUAUUAGUAUUUUUAGUUCCAGUGGAGUCUUAUGGUCAUGAUUCAAUACAUAUUUUAAAAAUUCUAUCUUUGUCAUCCCGAGUCGAAAUAUUAGACGUAAAUUGAACGUUCUUAACGUUUUGAACGUAAAUUGACCGUUUUUUAAUUAUUCAAAACGUAGAUUGAACGAUUACGAAUCCCAAACGUGAUUAAAAUCUUGUUAGGUUAACAAUAAGGAGAUAAACAUAACCAAACAUUUUUUCAUUAACAGGAGUUAUAUUGUCAUCCCACCAAGAGAAUGCACCUCGGGUGUCGUCGGUUUUUACUCCCACUCUAUGUAUUUUAUGUGCUAAAUGUUCUCCCACUUUUCUGUGCGCUUGCGCAGUUCAUAAAUGUUCGGUAGUGCGGGCAAUUUCCGAGGUGCAUUCUCUUACUGGGACCACAAUAAGACAUUUUCGGCUGGGUUUCUUUCGGAAACAAAAUCUCUCAAUACAAAACACAGACCGCACUUUGAUACAUUACUGUCUAAUUUCGCGAAGUGCGCUUUAAUUGUUUGAUAAUAUUCGUUUGUUUAAGAGAAAAACUCGGCCAAAGUUUCCAUUUACUGCCUAAGUGCAACAAAAAUAGUACCGUUCGUGGACUUCAACCAGUGGUAUACUUAUAGCUGGUUCCCACACUGUGGAAAAUUGGGAGUGAAUUCUGAGUGAUUACGGAUCUUAAUUCAAUCUGAAUUCACUUCGUUCCUCGGGGUUCUGGAGUUUAAAAAAAAAAUCACUUCGCACUCUAAACAUGAAUUAGUGAAAAUAAGUGAAUAUUCACUAAUUCCAAGUGCAAACCGAACCACUAAUUUCAAAAAGUGGUUCGGCUGGCACUCAGAAUUAGUGAAUAUUCACUUAUUUCACUUAUUCAUGUUUAGAGAGCAUCCGGAGUAAAUAGGGAGUUUGUUUUUUCAGCGGUGUAAUUUCGGAGUAAUCUGGAUUUUAUUUAAAUCCGUAUUCACUCUAACCCGGUGUUUCAAUAUUAAAUUAAACUUCCCUUCGGAGUGAAUUCCACUCAAAUAAUUAAACAGUCAUUCGCUUCACAUUCACUCCACUAAUUUUUUACAGUACAAUGCAUAUUUACUAAUUCGUAAUGAAUUUCACUGCUUCAUUUUCGGAGAGAAGAUAAAACGAGCUAUAUAAAUUUUAGCUAGUUAAACAUUUUGUCGAUGUAAAUUAAUGUUGAGCCUAAUAUACAUAUGUACCUUUAGUAAUGUCCAUCAAUAUGUAUUUACAGACCAUAAUGUCAAUAAGUUGAUUUUAAUUUGCAUACUUGUCAUUGUCCUGCUGUAUAUGUAUAAGGAAAACUAGGCUAAUAUGAGCGAGACACCAAAGAAUUUUCAGAAUGAUGACUCAAAGUGGAAUAACAUUUUUCAAAAAUCAAAAUAUUUUAAGUUAUUGGCAUAGGGCGGAUGCUCAACGCUUGUAUAAAAAGGUUUAUUUAUAAUAGAUCCCUUUAUAUUAUGUUGAUGAUUUUUAUAUUACAUUAUUAUGUUAAGUAUUAAAAUGUUUUAUAUGUAGCUACGAAAAGCAUUAAAAUUAACUCUGUUGAAUCUUAAUUCGCAC
This is a messenger RNA of Microplitis mediator, 3442 nucleotides long. Its product is annotated as cadherin EGF LAG seven-pass G-type receptor 1-like. Lineage: Eukaryota; Metazoa; Arthropoda; Insecta; Hymenoptera; Braconidae. The record is from RefSeq and is a predicted model, not a curated record. The coding region runs from base 386 to 1354 and encodes 322 amino acids. The transcript has 8 exons. Gene Ontology annotation, biological process: cell surface receptor signaling pathway; G protein-coupled receptor signaling pathway. Gene Ontology annotation, molecular function: G protein-coupled receptor activity. Gene Ontology annotation, cellular component: membrane.